AUGGAUACAGAUUCAGAUGGUUAUUUAGAUUAUCAAGAAGCCAAAACGGCAAUGAAAGCUUUAGGAUUGACAGUAAAUAAAUCUUUUGUUUUGUCAGUUAUUCGCAUGUAUGAUAAACGUGGUAACGAUAAAAUUAGUUUCGAUGAUUUUUAUUAUGUUGUAUUUGAAAAGUUAAAAAUACAAGAUCCUAUUGAUCAUGUUAAAUAUGCAUUCAAGAUAUUUACUGCAGAGUCUUCGAUAGAAAAAAUCAGAUUGGAAGAUUUACAAAGAAUUAAUAGUAAAAUUGAUUCUAAUCUGACGCUUGAUGAGAUGAAGCUUAUGAUCAAAGAAUUUGAUAAAAAUGAGGAUGAUUCUAUCGAUGAAGCUGAAUUCAUAGAAAUGAUGACCGAAUCAGAAAAUUAA
Messenger RNA from Vespa velutina, 402 nucleotides. Its product is annotated as cell division control protein 31-like. Gene Ontology annotation, cellular component: cytoplasm. The coding region runs from base 1 to 402 and encodes 133 amino acids. Lineage: Eukaryota; Metazoa; Arthropoda; Insecta; Hymenoptera; Vespidae. The record is from RefSeq and is a predicted model, not a curated record. Gene Ontology annotation, molecular function: calcium ion binding. The transcript is spliced from 3 exons.